Messenger RNA from Hyaloscypha bicolor E, 246 nucleotides. RefSeq lists its product as uncharacterized. The annotation marks the transcript as partial. The transcript has a single exon. Gene Ontology annotation, molecular function: protein binding. The record is from RefSeq and is a predicted model, not a curated record. NCBI's taxonomy places the organism in Eukaryota, Fungi, Ascomycota, Leotiomycetes, Helotiales, Hyaloscyphaceae.
CAGGCAGCAUCAAAGAGCCGCAACGCAGAUACUGUGAAGCUACUACUUAAUGCAGGAGCAGAUGCAACCCAGGAGGGCGGGGAGUAUGGCUCUGCAUUGCAGGCAGCAUCGUGGAGGGGCGAAGAAGAUAUUGUGAAGCUGCUACUUGAUACAGGAGCAGAUGUGAACCAGAAAGGCGGGAGGUAUGGCUCCGUAUUGCAGGCAGCAUCAUAUCGUGGCAACGCAAGUAUUGUGAAGCUACUACUU